UGUCGACGCUGGUGCAGGGCAGAGGGGGAGUUCUGCAGGGUCAAAUAAACUCAGGAGCUGCAAACCAACACAAAACUCCGCAGACCUGCGCAACUUUCUAACAAGCAAGAGGUCUUUCCACCCCACUUUUUUUUUUUCCUACCUUGACUUGAUUCUGGUCGCUGCAAAGAUGACCACAGCCGUGGUGUCGCCUUUCUUCGACUUCGAAGUUAUGAACAAGAACAACAAACUGCUCAGCUACAACAACAACCUGGGUGCCCCCCAUCCCAUGUCUGUCCCUUGCACUGGCGCCAAUGUGCCCAUCUCCAGCCCCACCGGAGCCCUGCUGGACAGGAAAGCGGUGGGAUCUCCCUCGGUAGGAGGCGUGUACCAGCGGCGGCACUCCGUCAGCAGCACAAAGUUCAGCCAGAACCAGUUUCUGAACAGUCUGAAGGCAAUGGACCACUCCUCGCUCAUCUCAGGGGUUGGCAACAUCAGCAACAAGGAGAACCGCCCGCGAGACCGCUCCUUCUCUGAGACGGGCGAGAGGCUCAUCAACAAGUGCCUGGGCCCUGCCAGUCCCACCAGCGGUGGCAGCCAAGUGAACUCCAGCAGAUACAAGACGGAGCUUUGCAGGCCCUUUGAGGAGAACGGCUCCUGCAAAUAUGGCGACAAGUGCCAGUUUGCUCACGGAAUCCACGAACUUCGCAGCCUGAGCCGCCAUCCCAAAUACAAAACCGAGCUGUGCCGUACCUUCCACACCAUUGGUUUCUGCCCGUACGGGCCUCGAUGCCAUUUCAUCCACAACGCCGAGGAACGCCGCGGACCUCCUCAGCAGACCUCCCCUCUAAACUCUUCCAACAAGAUCGAGAGGCCUCGGCUGCAGCACAGCUACAGCUUCGCAGGCUUCUCCAGCUCAGCUGGGCUGAGAGACAGCCCCACCUCCGUCACCCCGCCACCCAUGUUCUUCCCUGAUGAAGUCUCCGACUGGCCCAGCAGUAACCCCUUCACCUACUCCAGCCAGGAGCUGGCCAACCUGUUUGGGCCCAGCCUCAGUGCCGGUCCUGUAGGCACAGAGCCCAACCAUCCUGCACCCCCCUCUCCAACAAGCACACCUUACUAUUUCAGACCCAUGUUGGAGUCCCCUCAGAUGUUCGAGUCUCCAUCCAGCCCUCCUGACUCCCUGUCAGACCAAGAGGGCUACCAGAGCAGCUCUGGAGGCAGCCUGAGUGGCUCCGAGUCCCCAACGCUGGACACCACCCGCCGUCUCCCCAUCUUCAGCCGCCUCUCCAUCUCUGACGACUAAACCGCAAGCACCCGUCAGUGACUUUUGAGUUUGAUGACACAAAGAGAACACGGCACUCCCCUCUACCUCUGCCUCCCUGUCUUCCCUGUACACAGCGCACCAUGUUAGUUGCUAGUUAGCAUUAUAAGGAUGUAGUCAAUCAAGGGAACUCAAAUUAUCAUUUCAUUCCUGUUACCCUGCACAGCAAGUUUUUUUUAAAACGCAAAAAAAAAGUAGCCUGCCUUGUGUCAUAGUGCCAAAAAAAGGAGUGGAAUUUGAACAAUGAAAAUCACGAGAACAAAAUUGACUGUAUUUCCAGGUGCCACUUGUUUUUUUGUUUUUU
Molecule: messenger RNA, 1607 nt
Organism: Solea senegalensis (Senegalese sole)
Lineage: Eukaryota; Metazoa; Chordata; Actinopteri; Pleuronectiformes; Soleidae
Gene: zfp36l1a
Product: zinc finger protein 36, C3H type-like 1a
Exons: 2
Coding region: 170-1285 (371 amino acids)
Molecular function (GO): metal ion binding; mRNA binding
Source: RefSeq, a predicted model, not a curated record